AGAGCGUCUUACAGCGUCACUUCAGAAACAACAAGAGAGAAAAGACGCACUCGGCCAAACCCAAACUCAACCGCUGGGAAAACAACAACAAAAAUGUCCGAAUCCAAGUACCGGGACUGGAUCCUCGAGACCAUCGACUCUCUACGCUCACGGAAAGCCCGACCGGACCUUGAGAGAAUAUGUCGUAUGGUCCGGAGAAGACACGGCUCGGAUCCAGACAGAACCCGGGAGGAACUGGAGAAACUGAUCCAAGAGCAAACAGUGCUCAAAGUUAGCUACAAGGGCUCCAUAUCCUACAGGAAUGCGGCGAAGGUGCAGAGAAAGAGUCGAAAGAAGAGUGACUUCACGCCGGAUAACGGCGGCGGUAGCGAGGUGGAGGGAGAGAAAGCCAUACACUCCAGUUUGAACAACAACGGGGACAGCGCGCACAGCUUUACCGACCUAGAGGAGGUGGAGAGCCGGGACCGAGAGGAGGAUUCUGUCUCCGAGCCGAGUGAGUACCCAGACCCCCGGCCCGAAACUCCGGGUCUCACCUCCGAGAAAAAACAAAAGCUUUUUCCACUGAAUAGCGGAAACGGCCCUGGCUGUUGCCCGGGUUGUGGCGAAACGGGCUGUGCUGAAACGGGCUGUGCUGCCGGGAGAGGCUGCAGUGGGAAAGCAAGUGCGUCAAAAGACAAGAGAUUAGGAGAAAGAGGAGGAGGAGGAGGGCAGGAGGGGGGUGGCAGCAGCCCUUUGGCCGGCAACCACGAAACAAAACCGGGCCAAGAUGGGAGCGGCGCUCCGAGCAAAGCAAAGGGGGUCUGUGGUGGCGCAGGGGGGGUGGAGACGGCGGGGCAGGAGGGCAGCAGUAGCUGCGUUGGUGUUGCUGCUGAAACGGAACAUAAAAUUUGCCAGGGAAGCGCCAGUUCAUGUUCCAGCAGCAACAGCCACCUCAUGCGGCCGAAACAGCUUCAGCCAGCAUCCCCACUUGUCAAACCCAAACUCCGGGCCGGCCGAUGUGAGGGGAACCCGUGGGUCGGGGGCAGCGGGCAGACCAGCUCGGAUUUGGGCGAAAGACUGAUCGCCUCCGUCCGCAGACUAGCCGAGCAGAACCGAGCCUCCGCGUUAAGAGGGGAGACCCGCGGGGGCCACAAGCCCCUGGGACUGAAGGAGAUCCUGGGCUACCUGACCAGCCAAGACGGCCUCUCAUCUGAGGGUAAGCUGACCCGCAACAGGGUCAAGGUGGUUCUGGAGAGAGAGGUGGCGAGAGGUCGGCUGCGGAGGACCCGGUGUGGGAACAUCACUCUCCCGGUGAGGGGAGUGGAGGCAGCCCCCGCGAAGCCAACCGGCCCCGCUAACAGACUGCUUAAGAGCGCACUGCAGGAUAAGCACAUUGGGAAAAAGAUUCACCGCACACACAGGAGCACGUCGAGAGAGGGCGACCAGAAUAUGCUGUCGUGGUUUCUCUGUGUUUGGCGCGGUUCGGCCUAUAAGACAGAGGUGGGUGUGUCCUCCUGUCUCCUCACCCCCACCGCCUCACCCAGAGACUCUGGUCUGGCAGAGGAGAGAGGGAUGAACGGAGGAGUGUUUGUGAAGUCUGAGCUGGGCAGUCUAAACCCAGUCAACUGGACAGUGUCUGACGUGGUCAGUUAUUUCACGUCAGCAGGGUUUCCAGAACAGGCCUUAGCCUUCAGGACUCAGGAGAUAGAUGGGAAGUCCCUCCUCCUGAUGCAGCGUAACGAUGUCCUGACAGGCCUGUCAAUCAGGCUAGGCCCCGCCCUGAAGAUCUAUGAGCGCCAUGUGAAGGUUCUGCAGAGAACACACUUUGAAGAGGACGACUGAUGACUUUACCUGGAGACACACACACACACACUCCUCCUCUCUCAGCUUUAACUAUGGAACAUUCCAAUCCCCAAACCCUGACACCUGAACUCUAAACUGACCAACCCUCUCCCGGACUCAACUCUCCUCUCCUCCUUCAUCCAGCUCUCC
Messenger RNA from Salvelinus namaycush (lake trout), 1971 nucleotides. RefSeq names its product sterile alpha motif domain containing 1b (gene samd1b). NCBI's taxonomy places the organism in Eukaryota, Metazoa, Chordata, Actinopteri, Salmoniformes, Salmonidae. Gene Ontology annotation, molecular function: protein binding; DNA binding. Bases 94 to 1821 code for a protein of 575 amino acids. The transcript is spliced from 5 exons. The record is from RefSeq and is a predicted model, not a curated record.